CACUUAUUUCCAUCAUAAUUUUUCGAGUGAGAAAGCACAAAAAAUUCUAGAGAGAGAGAAAACAAAAAUGGGAGGUUGCAGGAGAGUAGGCGUGGCAGUUGAUUUCUCACCAUGCAGCAAAAAAGCUCUGCAAUGGGCUGUGGACAACCUGGUCCGAAAAGGGGAUCACCUGAUUCUCGUCAGCGUGCGCCCGGAAGGCUAUUAUGAGACUGGCGAGAUGCAGCUAUGGGAGACCACCGGUUCUCCUUUGAUUCCUCUGAGCGAUUUCUCAAACCGUGAUAACAUGAAGAAAUAUCAAGUCAGCCCUGAUCCUGAAACACUGGAUAUAGUCUCAACUGCAUCGAAUCAGAAAGAGAUCGUUGUGCUCAUGAAAAUCUUCUGGGGAGAUGCUCGAGAGAAGUUAUGUGAAUCAAUCGACAGCAUUCCCCUGGACUGCCUAGUUAUUGGGAAUAGAGGUCUUGGCAAAAUCAAAAGGGCUCUCAUGGGCAGUGUUAGCAACUUUGUGGUGAACAACGCUUCUUGCCCGGUUACUGUAGUGAAGAGCCACGACUAGACGUGAAGUUGUUCGCGGGUGGAGCUUUAUUCGUCUUGUUUCUGAAACUCCUUGAAUUUUCUGGGCUCUAGAAUUGAUAUGUAGUAAAUAACUGAGGUUGUGUGUAUUUCAAACUUGAAGUUUUGUUGCAUUGCUCGUACGAGGAUGCUGCUUGUUUGCUUGCCUUAGCUCUAGCAGUCAGAGUUCCCUGUAACUUUGAGCAGAUCAAAUAAAACUUAUGGCCAUCGCAUGAUGUUCCUAUUAUGAGAUUAUUAGUUCAA
This is a messenger RNA of Sesamum indicum (sesame), 813 nucleotides long. RefSeq names its product universal stress protein PHOS32. The record is from RefSeq and is a predicted model, not a curated record. NCBI's taxonomy places the organism in Eukaryota, Viridiplantae, Streptophyta, Magnoliopsida, Lamiales, Pedaliaceae.